CACAGGGCGAGCGGCGAGGAGAGAGCGGCGUUCGGGUUUGCGGCGAGGCGAGGCAGCGCUUGUGGAAAAAGCCAGGAGGAAGAAGCCUCGCGACCGAGCCGCUCCCUCUCGUUGCCGCCGCGUUUACGGAACGUUGUGGGGCUCCCUCCCCAGCUGUGAGUGGGCGUGUGAGGCUGAGGAAAAAGGGGGUGAUGUGUUUCCCGCUGGCGGCCAUCUCCACCGAAGCCGCUGCUUCCACCGCCGCAGCCGCUGCCUCCACCGGGUCUUAAGAGACGCGCUCGAGCAGAGGCUUCCGCCCUCGGUUCCUCUCGCCUCGCCCCCGGUUUGACCGGAGAACGGGCCCUUAGUAACGGGAUCUAUCCCGACAUGAGCCGCGAAGCCAACGUCACACGUUACUGAGCAGCCGGCGACGUUCUUCCUUCCACCUGGCGAGCCGACCUCCUGGGCGAGUCGGGCCGUCUGUCAGAGAUGGGGGUGAACUCGGUGCACUGGUUCCGCAAGGGGCUUCGGCUCCACGACAACCCAGCGCUGAGGGAAGUCAUCGAGGGGGCCGAUACGGUGCGCUGCGUGUACAUCUUGGACCCCUGGUUUGCGGGCUCCUCCAACGUGGGAAUCAACCGGUGGAGAUUUCUCCUUCAGUGUCUUGAGGACUUGGAUGCCAACUUACGAAAAUUAAAUUCUCGUUUAUUUGUGAUUAGAGGACAGCCUGCAGAUGUAUUUCCUAGGCUUUUCAAGGAAUGGAAUAUUUCAAAACUUUCUAUUGAAUAUGACUCUGAACCAUUUGGAAAAGAGAGAGAUGCAGCAAUUAAGAAAUUGGCCACUGAAGCAGGAUUGGAAGUCAUUGUACGAAUAUCGCAUACCUUAUAUGACUUAGACAAAAUUAUAGAAUUAAAUGGAGGCCAGCCACCUCUUACUUAUAAGAGAUUCCAAACUCUAAUAAGUAGAAUGGAACCAUUGGAGAUGCCUGUGGAAACUAUCACUGCAGAAGUCAUGUCAAAAUGUACCACCCCAGUUUCUGACGAUCAUGAUGAGAAAUACGGUGUUCCAUCACUUGAAGAACUAGGUUUUGAUACAGAUGGAUUGCCUUCCGCCGUUUGGCCAGGGGGAGAAACAGAAGCACUCACGAGACUGGAAAGACAUUUGGAAAGAAAGGCUUGGGUAGCAAACUUUGAACGCCCUCGAAUGAAUGCAAAUUCCCUUCUUGCAAGUCCAACAGGACUUAGUCCUUAUCUACGUUUUGGCUGUUUAUCUUGCCGUCUAUUUUACUUCAAAUUAACAGAUUUGUACAAAAAGGUGAAGAAGAACAGCUCUCCCCCUCUUUCCCUCUAUGGCCAAUUGUUGUGGCGGGAAUUCUUUUACACAGCAGCAACUAAUAAUCCACGAUUUGAUAAAAUGGAAGGCAAUCCCAUAUGUGUGCAGAUUCCAUGGGACAAAAAUCCUGAGGCUUUGGCCAAGUGGGCAGAGGGUCGGACAGGAUUCCCUUGGAUUGAUGCUAUUAUGACCCAGCUGCGUCAGGAAGGCUGGAUCCAUCAUCUUGCCAGACAUGCUGUGGCAUGCUUCUUAACUCGAGGUGAUCUGUGGAUUAGCUGGGAGGAAGGCGUGAAGGUAUUUGAAGAAUUGCUUCUUGAUGCAGACUGGAGCGUGAAUGCAGGCAGUUGGAUGUGGCUGUCUUGUAGCUCAUUUUUCCAGCAAUUUUUCCAUUGUUACUGCCCUGUGGGUUUUGGCAGGAGAACUGAUCCUAACGGGGACUAUAUCAGACGGUAUCUACCUAUACUCAGAGGUUUUCCUGCAAAGUAUAUAUAUGAUCCUUGGAAUGCCCCUGAGGGAGUCCAGAAAGCUGCAAAAUGUAUAAUAGGAGUAAAUUAUCCGAAACCAAUGGUAAAUCAUGCUGAAGCAAGUCGAUUGAAUAUAGAAAGGAUGAAACAAAUCUACCAACAGUUAUCCCGAUACAGAGGAUUGGGCCUCCUUGCUUCAGUGCCUUCUAAUGGAAAUGGAAAUGGAAACGGAAAUGGUGGCCUAAUGGGAUAUUCUCCAAGUGAAAAUCUCCCUGGUUGUGUUGGUACAAAUGGCACUCAAAUGGGAACCAGUGAAGGACAUACAGGGAAUGUUCAAGCAUGUACCCUUGGAGAAACUCAUACAGGAACAAGCGGAAUUCACCAGCAAGGUUACUCUCAAGGGAACAGUGGAAUUUUACAUUAUGCUCAUGGGGACAGUAAAAAAACACAUUUAGUGCAACAAGGAAGAACAUCACUUAGCAUUGGAGGGUGUACUGGAAAGCGGCCAAAUCCAGAAGAAGGAAUUCAAAGUAUUGGUCCAAAGGUCCAGCGACAGAGCAGUAAUUAAUGGGGUAAAACUGAGUUGUGAAGGAAAUGAUUGAUAAACUACAUUCUAGUCUCACAAAGAGAAACUAAGUGUGCCUGCUGCAUUUUUGGGAGCAUAACUUUCUUGGAAGAAGUGGACCAAACAUCAUUGCAUCCUAUUUGGCGGUGGCCAAGAACUCCUGUCAUAUAAUCUUAUUCUGAGUGUGACCUGUAUUGUCAUUUAACUACACCUAGUUUCUAUUUUUCCAUUAAAUUGUGAAUU
Molecule: messenger RNA, 2583 nt
Organism: Protobothrops mucrosquamatus (brown spotted pit viper)
Lineage: Eukaryota; Metazoa; Chordata; Lepidosauria; Squamata; Viperidae
Gene: CRY1
Product: cryptochrome circadian regulator 1
Exons: 13
Coding region: 469-2343 (624 amino acids)
Biological process (GO): entrainment of circadian clock by photoperiod; negative regulation of DNA-templated transcription; circadian regulation of gene expression
Cellular component (GO): cytoplasm; nucleus
Molecular function (GO): FAD binding; DNA binding
Source: RefSeq, a predicted model, not a curated record